Cantharellus anzutake is the source of this 1230-nucleotide messenger RNA. RefSeq lists its product as uncharacterized. Gene Ontology annotation, cellular component: endoplasmic reticulum; SNARE complex. Gene Ontology annotation, biological process: retrograde vesicle-mediated transport, Golgi to endoplasmic reticulum. The record is from RefSeq and is a predicted model, not a curated record. NCBI's taxonomy places the organism in Eukaryota, Fungi, Basidiomycota, Agaricomycetes, Cantharellales, Hydnaceae. The coding region runs from base 15 to 1121 and encodes 368 amino acids. The transcript is spliced from 3 exons.
GUGACAUAUCCUCAAUGGGUUACGUCGUUGACCACACUGGGCGCUUCCGCGAGCAAGUGAAAGAACUCGCUCGUGUCUAUCCUCCAAAACCGAGGGCAGAUAGAGGGAAGCAUCUUGGCGCACCUGAAAACGCGAAGGCAGCACGGGGUCAGGACGUGUACCUACCAGAAGCCUACUCGAUUCUUGGCCAUAUCCACUCAUUAUCGGGACUGCUCUAUGGCAUAAGAAAAGCUUAUUUGAAUGUCGAUGUUUCGGCCAAAUUUCGGGAGCCAACACGCCAGUUCGACCUAUCAAGCGGGUCACAUUCCUGGGCGGACAUCCGUCACCUAUCUAAUGAGGAAAGAGAUCAGAUAGAUCUCCAGGCACGUAUUAUUAUUUCUCAAUGUGCAGAGAGGGUUUCCCGCCUUGAAAAGCUCGAAGCAGCUCGAGUACAGAGCGCCUCGCGGAGCGCUGUGAACUCGCUCACAAAAUUCCUUCCUUCCCUGAUAUCCUUGGGUGAUCCUUUCGCGGAUCUCGUUGCCGCCCAUCGUUCAAAUAUCACAUGGUAUCUCACCCGCCGCCUUACUGAGCUCAGUCAGUCUCAGAAAGAGAUGCAGGAGGAGCGGAUACGACGACAAUUGGACCGCUCUCGGACACUUGGGUCGAUCGCGUCUGUCGAACACACUAAAGCUGCGGCAAUAAGAGAUGUUUAUGCUUCUAUGGGAUCGUCAUCUUCCAAUGUUCCCUCGUCACACAUCCCAGUAACCGCAGUGGACUAUAUUGAAUCCGACACCGAUGACGAUGCUGACAUUGAACUCACCCAAUCGCAAAUACUGCAGUUCGAGGAGGAAAACUCUGCGAUCCUCAAAUCCAUGGAGGACACCUUGCAGAGCGUCCAGCUAGCCGAAUCUCGUCUACUGGAAAUCAGCGCUUUACAAACAGAGCUUGUCGUGCAGCUGGCUCGACAGACCGAAAUGGUUGAUACGUUAUAUGAUGAAGCUAUGACUACGCAAACUCAAGUGGAGAAAGGCAAUGUUCAACUAAAGCAAGCGAGAGAGAGAGGACGGAAUUCGAGGAAAUGGAUCCUGCUUUUUAUUCUUAUGGCGACAUUCGCAUUACUGUUCUUACAUUUGUAUGACUGAAACUCGUUUGCAAAGUCAGAUUCCAGAUGUGUAUGAUUUAUUGACCAUUAGAGAAGAUUCACUAUUGAAUACCUGCGUAUGAUACUACUAAUACAUCAUGGACUUGCAC